This is a messenger RNA of Cynara cardunculus var. scolymus (artichoke), 1698 nucleotides long. Its product is annotated as protein HOTHEAD-like. Gene Ontology annotation, molecular function: flavin adenine dinucleotide binding; oxidoreductase activity, acting on CH-OH group of donors. The coding region runs from base 1 to 1698 and encodes 565 amino acids. The transcript is spliced from 4 exons. The record is from RefSeq and is a predicted model, not a curated record. NCBI's taxonomy places the organism in Eukaryota, Viridiplantae, Streptophyta, Magnoliopsida, Asterales, Asteraceae.
AUGUCGAUUAUCAUUUCUCAUGAAUUGGGCUUUACUUUCAUGCACCAAGCAACAGUAGCCCCGAUGGUGGCAUACUACGAUUACAUUAUCGUCGGAGGAGGCACCGCCGGCUGCCCAUUAGCCGCCACUCUUUCUCAAACCUCCACCGUACUCCUCCUCGAACGCGGCGGCUCUCCAUUCGGCAACCCUAACAUCACCCACUUAUCUGCAUUUGGAGCCGCCCUCUCCGACCUCUCCCACAAAUCCCCUUCUCAACGCUUUGUCUCUGAGGACGGCGUCAUUAACGCCAGGGCCCGCGUGCUCGGUGGCGGUAGUUCCCUGAACGCCGGAUUUUACUCACGUGCCGGUUCGGAAUACAUAACCAGCGCCGGUUGGGAUGCCAAGUUGGUCAACGAAUCUUACCGGUGGGUUGAACGGGCGGUGGCGUUUCAGCCGCCGUUGAGACAGUGGCAGUCGGCGGUGAGAAAUAGUUUGGUGGAGAUCGGAAUACGGCCGUAUAAUGGCUUCACGCUUGACCACUUGUACGGUACAAAAGUUGGUGGCACCAUUUUUGAUGGAUAUGGGCAUAGGCAUUCAUCUGCUGACUUGCUUCAUCAUGCAAACCCUGAUGGUCUCACUGUUUUACUUCAUGCACCUGUUCAAAAAAUAUUAUUUACAACGGAGGGGAAACCAAAGCCAACUGCAAAUGGGGUGAUCUUUACAGAUGCAAGUGGGCUGAGCCAUUGGGCUUAUUUAACGAGAGGGCUUUAUAAUGAAGUCAUAGUUUGUUCUGGUUCAUUAGGAAGCCCACAACUUUUAAUGUUAAGUGGGCUAGGCCCAGAGAAACACUUGGAGGCCCAUAACAUAUCAGUGGUCUUGGACCAACCCUUGGUGGGCCAAGGGAUGUCCGAUAAUCCGAUGAAUGCCGUUUUUGUUCCUUCUCCUAGACCCGUUGAGGUGUCACUCAUCCAAGUAGUUGGUAUCACUCACAAUGGAAGCUAUAUUGAGGGUGCGAGUGGUGAAAACUUUGCUAGCGAGACUCAAAGCCCUCAAGAUUUUGGGAUGUUUUCUCCGAAGAUCGGACAACUUUCAACUGUGCCACCAAAACAAAGAACAGAAGAAGCAUUGAACAGAGCAAUAGAGGCAAUGAGGUUCCUCCCACGAAGCGCUUUCGUGGGUGGAUUUAUCUUGGAGAAGAUUAUGGGCCCGCUCUCACGGGGUCAUCUUGAGCUUCGGUCUUUGAAUCCAAAUGACAAUCCUACAGUCACGUUUAAUUAUUUUAAAGAUCCUAGUGACCUAGAAAGAUGUGUUCAAGGGAUCAAAAUCAUCGAGAAAGUAAUAGAAUCAAAAUCAUUUUCAAGAUUUCGGUACAAUUACCUCCCAAUCGCUACUCUUCUUAACAUGACGGCUAAUGCACCUGUUAAUCUGUUGCCUAAACAUGCAAAUGCAUCAAGGUCGUUAGAACAGUUUUGUAAAGACACGGUAAUGACCAUAUGGCAUUAUCACGGCGGAUGUCAAGUUAAUAAAGUGGUAGAUCGUGAUUAUAAGGUUAUUGGUGUCGAUGCUCUCAGGGUCAUCGAUGGAUCAACUUUUGAUUAUUCUCCAGGAACUAAUCCUCAAGCUACCGUGAUGAUGCUUGGAAGGUACAUGGGCAUGAAGAUAUUGUACGAGAGACCUGGACAGAAUGGAACAGUAUUUUCUAAACAUACAAAAACCUGA